GAAAAAACAUGAAGAAACAAAGUUUUAAACCCAUCUAACAAUCUCAGUUUGUACAAAGUCUUGUAUUUCAACGGAAACUACAUCUCCCAGAAUGCAAUGUGACGUGGCGUCACAUUACCUGCCUGACGUCGGCAGCCGGAGUUCCGCGUGUUCGGAUGUGUGGUUUAUAUCAUACUUGAAUGUGGAAUAUGAUGGAAACUCAAGGGGUUUCGUCGAUUAUAUUUGAUUUGGAUAACACGCUGGUCGACACAGCCGGCGCAGGGCGAAUUGCCAUUCAGAAGGUGUGUGAGCUACUGAAGUCGACGCAUGUGCAAGAAAGCCACAUCAAAGACAUCUGCGAUCACUUUUUACAAAAGCUUCUCCACGAAUCGUUCGACCCAUCAGAAGGAAAAACAAUAGAUGAUUUGAGGAUCCGUCACUGGUAUGAAGCCCUGCGGGAGACGCAGGGCACCGAUCCUGAUCCGGCUCUGGCCAGCAGCUGCUACUACACGUGGAAGAACACACGUUUACAGGUGCUGAGUCUUUCUCCUGAGGUUCGAUCUCUCCUGGAGGAACUGCGGAAGAACUACAAACUGCUUCUGCUUACCAACGGCGAUACUCAGACGCAGUGGGAGAAGAUCGAAGCGGUGAGAUGUGAAGGACUCUUUAGUUUGAUGGUAGUCGGAGGAGAUCAUCCUGAGCAGAAACCGGCUUGCUCCAUCUUCACUCGCUGCUUCGAGUCUGCAGGAGUUCGGCCGCAGGACUGCAUCAUGGUGGGAGAUUCUCUCAGCACAGACAUCCAAGGAGGCAUUAAUGCAGGUGUGCGGGCCACCGUGUGGAUAAACAGUCACUGUAAAUCUCUCCCGCAGGGCUCUGUGACUCCAGACUACACUGUUCCCAGUGUACUGAAUCUGAGGGAUGUUCUACUUGAACUGAGUUGAUGUUUACGUAAUUGCAAAAAUGCGAAGAUUUAUAUUAGCAACUUAAUGUUUUAAUCUUUAAAAAAAAAAAAAGAGUGAUUCUCUCUUGCAGUGGCCACCAUGUUGUCACAUGACCUGCCAAAUGACACUAAUUCUAAAUCUGUGGCAAUAAUAUUAACCUGGAAAUAAAUCGGUGUAAUUUGAGUGAUAAGUAGACAAACCACUAGAUGUCAGUUUUGUCAAUCAAGUUAACAAAACCAUAGUAAAAGGUAUUUGCGUAAUUACUGUUAGUUUAUUGAACAGGACAUAACUAAUUAGUUAUGUAGCCCUGUUCUAGAAACAUUAAACUGUGUUGUGUGUCUCGUUUAGAUUACAGUUGCAUUAAAAAGUGAAAAGUACAAAAUUAUUGGAAUUGUUAAUAUUAACAGAAAUAUUAAUAUUUGCCAGUACCUAAAAAUAAUUUAAAUUGUGGAAUAAACAACCAU
This is a messenger RNA of Puntigrus tetrazona (Sumatra barb), 1384 nucleotides long. Its product is annotated as N-acetylneuraminic acid phosphatase. The transcript is spliced from 2 exons. Lineage: Eukaryota; Metazoa; Chordata; Actinopteri; Cypriniformes; Cyprinidae. Gene Ontology annotation, molecular function: hydrolase activity. The coding region runs from base 180 to 920 and encodes 246 amino acids. The record is from RefSeq and is a predicted model, not a curated record.